AUGCACGCCGCCCUUCACAAGCAUCCCGAUUUCCGCACUCGUGCAGAAAUGUUGCCAUACGAGGGCCGUGUUCAUCUUGCGUACCGUGGAGCUGACGCGUUCCUCAAGACAUGGAAGUUCGGCAUCGAAGACAUCGCGACUUGCUCGCCGCGGUCUUGGGAUAUGUAUCGAGACCCCGUACUUGCGAUUGACGGCGGUUGCUGGACCAUCCUUGCUUGCCAUCUGAAUCUGUUCUUGGGAACAAUAUCAGCGGUUAGAAAGGAACGGCCGGACUUGGUACCCAUGAUGUUGCAGGCUCUCAACGGGAAUAUCAUCGGCAAUUUCUUGAUGACCGAAGUCGGGCACGGAUUAGAUGCGUAUAGGAUGGAGACGACAGCGACAAAGGUGGAAGAUAGGUUUAUAUUGAACACGCCGAGCGCCGUGGCGACGAAAUUCAUGCCACCUACAAUGCCUUAUACCACACGCUCUAAAUUUGCGGUGGUUCUUGCGCGACUGAUUGUAGGAAGUGAAGAUCGUGGGAUUCAUCCUUUCCUUGUUCGGGUUUCCUCCGCGGUCCUUCCUCCGCGUGGUGGAAGCUCCCCUCUAGACUUUUGCAUGACCUCCUUCGAUCACGUUCGCCUCCCUCCUAGCGCCUUUCUCGGACAUACACUCGAUGCACCGCCGGAUGCUCACGGUCUCCUCAUGGAGUAUAUCCGGAGAGUCGUCGUCGGCCAGAUUUCCUUAUCCCUCAUCGCCAUUACUGGCGCCAAGCUCGCCGCAUGUAUCGGCGUCGAUUAUUCGUUCAGGCGUGUCGUACAAGGGAAGCCGGCGGAGAAGAGCCCAAUCAUAGUGUUUAAGACACAACAGCUGCCAAUCCUAUACUGUAUGGCCGUCGCCUACGUGCUUGACGCCUGGGCUUCCAAAGUCAUCGAGCAGUUCACAUCGUCGCAUGUCGCCCCAGACAUGAAGAAAACAGUCGCAAUUGUCUCUAAGACGACGGUUUGUCGCCUCACGACGCACCACUACCGCGAGGUAAGCGAGCGCCUUGGAGCUCAAGGGACGUUUGGCCACAACAUGAUCAAUCAGAUUGAGAUGGAUAUCCGUGGCUUCAUAGUGACGGAAGACGACAUCAGGGCAAUAUGUGUCCGCCUGUUCCCAGAUCUUCUCCAAGGGCAUGUAUCCCUUCCUCCUCCCCCAUCAGACCAUUCGGUUUUGUGGCGUCACGCAGAAGAUGUCCUGGUGCACGGACAUCGCGAUCCUAGAUACAAUGACCUUCUUUUCCCCCAGAGUGAACCGACAAUCCUGGCUUUCGGUUAUGCGUAUGCACAUGCUGCUGCCGUCGACGCCGGCGUUGCGAAGCCCCUUGUCGAUCUGUUCCAGUCCGCUUGCAUGAAGCUGGCUCCUGGUUGGUACUCGGAGAAUACGGCUCUGCCGGAGAGUGUGCGCAUUCUGGAGGAAGACAAGGCUGUUCUCGCUGCACUUGUAUGUCGGGCAAGCGUCGCUGCCGGCCCGGGUCACGUGGUCGUGUGCCGGUGUGGGAAGAGGACUUAUGUAGGUGUCGCGCGCCAUAGGUAG
Postia placenta MAD-698-R-SB12 is the source of this 1554-nucleotide messenger RNA. RefSeq lists its product as hypothetical. Lineage: Eukaryota; Fungi; Basidiomycota; Agaricomycetes; Polyporales; Adustoporiaceae. The coding region runs from base 1 to 1554 and encodes 517 amino acids. Gene Ontology annotation, cellular component: peroxisome. Gene Ontology annotation, biological process: fatty acid beta-oxidation using acyl-CoA oxidase; lipid homeostasis. The record is from RefSeq and is a predicted model, not a curated record. Gene Ontology annotation, molecular function: FAD binding; fatty acid binding; acyl-CoA oxidase activity. The transcript is spliced from 6 exons.